Messenger RNA from Solanum verrucosum, 1022 nucleotides. Its product is annotated as gibberellin 2-beta-dioxygenase 1-like. The coding region runs from base 1 to 996 and encodes 331 amino acids. The record is from RefSeq and is a predicted model, not a curated record. The transcript is spliced from 3 exons. NCBI's taxonomy places the organism in Eukaryota, Viridiplantae, Streptophyta, Magnoliopsida, Solanales, Solanaceae. Gene Ontology annotation, biological process: gibberellin catabolic process; response to light stimulus.
AUGGUGGUCUUAACAAAACCUACCAUUGAUCACUUUCCUAUAGUCAAAAACUCUUUCAAAUCUCCCUCUUUCUUCAAUGAUAUUCCUGUAAUAGAUCUCUCUAAACCCGACUCCAAAAACCUCAUCGUUAAUGCCUGCGAAGAAUUCGGAUUCUUUAAAGUCAUAAACCAUGAUGUUCCUAUGGAAAUCAUAAGUAAACUCGAAUCCGAAGCCAUUAAAUUCUUCUCAUCUCCCCUCCCUGAGAAACUAAAAGCAGGACCUGCUGACCCUUUUGGUUAUGGCAAUAAGAAAAUCGGACAAAAUGGCGAUAUCGGUUGGGUUGAAUACAUUCUCCUUUCAACAAACUCUGAAUUCAAUUACCAGAAAUUCUCAUCUGUAUUAGGUGUAAAUCCAGAAAACAUACGGGCUGCGGUUAGUGAUUAUGUGUCAGCAGUGAAGAAAAUGUCAUGUGAGAUUCUUGAAAUGUUGGCGGAGGGAUUAAAUAUUCAUCCGACGAAUGUUUUCAGUAAGCUUUUGAUGGAUGAAAAGAGCGAUUCUGUUUUCAGGCUGAAUCAUUAUCCUCCAUGUCCUGAUAUUCAAGAAUUAAAUGCCAAAAAUUUGAUUGGAUUUGGAGAACAUACCGAUCCACAAAUUAUAUCGGUUUUAAGAUCAAACAACACUUCCGGUCUUCAAAUUUUACUCAAAAAUGGACAUUGGAUUUCUGUUCCAUCUGAUCAGAAUUCUUUUUUCAUCAAUGUUGGCGACUCAUUACAGGUGAUGACUAAUGGGAGGUUUAAGAGUGUGAAACAUAGGGUAUUGACAAACAGUGUGAAAUCAAGACUAUCAAUGAUAUAUUUUGGAGGACCACCAUUGACUGAAAAGAUAGCACCAUUGCCAUCACUAAUUGAAGGAACAGACAGUUUAUACAAGGAGUUUACAUGGUUUGAAUACAAAAAGUCAGCUUACAAGACUAGACUGGCUGAUAAUAGGUUGGUCCGAUUUGAGAAAAAUUUAUAAUAACGAUGUAUAUAACUUAAACUUUU